ACAGAGAUAUACAUAAAGAGAGAUAGAUGGAGAGAGAGAGAGAGAGAGAGAGAGAGAGAGAGAGAGAGAGAGAGAGAGAGGUGGUUGUGUGAUGUCCCGACCAGGAUCACGAGGGAGGUUCACCAGCCUCCCGGACCGGGAGGCGCCUUUCCAGGAGGCCGAUGAGAGUCGACAGCGCUGGCUGCAAGGAAAGCAUGCGGUAUGGGAAUGGGUGCGUCAGGGACAGGAGGUGGGAGUACGAGGAAGGGGGCAGUACAAGUUGCGUUGCACAUUGUGCAACCAUAUAUUGGUUGGGGCACGGACGAAGGCAGAGGACCACUUCACCCGCCCGGCUGCGCACUACAGAUUUCGUACAGGAGAGAUUUUGUACAAGUUAACGAGAGACGGGGUCUCCAUCACGGACCCUGUGGGGAGGGCUAUGGCAGAGAGGCACAUGGAUGUCCGCGAGGAGGGGUUGGAGAUGGAGGACCUGCGAAGGGCCGAUGACGCAGCCACCCCUGCUGCACGCAUGGCAGAUGACCGGGCUGCUGACCACGGAGACGAGUCGGGAGGCCGAGGGGUGGAUCCCCCCAUGACGGAUGAGGGACGGGUUGGCGGUGUGCGCGUAGAGGACGAGCUCACUACGCUGAGAGAGAGGAUACGAGUCCUCGAGGCGGGGCGACAGCCGACCCGCUCGGAUGACACUUUACGACAGUGUUCGAGGUGGGGAGUGAACAUGGCGUGGCUCAGGACGGAGGGCACAUCUGGCCCAUCGGGCGUCGUCGUGCCCCAUGAUCGUCGAAUGCUGCAGACGAGGUUGGAUAGUUGGGUCAGUGGGGGUUUGCAGCAGCAGUACGAGAGGUUGUGGGCGAGAGCGUUGUUCAGGGCUGGGGUACCUUUCUCGUUCAUGCACCUCAAGACCACACAGGAGCUGCAUGACUUUAUGGUAUCAUUGAUGUGGAUGACGAUUGGGCCAGCUUUGGUCCUACCGUCAUACACAGACAUGCGCACACGGCUCCUAGAUGAGAUCUACCACGAGAUUGCGGAAAGAGUUGCACCGAAGAAGGCGAAAUGGAAGCUCACAGGGUGCACCAUGAUGACAGACGGGGCUACAAUGAGGUCGUACAAGCCCGUCGUCAACUUCAUUGCAGCAGGCGAGGACGGGUCAGUCUUGAUCACCACCGUCGACAUGUCGGAGAGGGACAAAACUGGUGUGGCACUCGCGGAUUUGUCGGAGGACGUCAUCCGAGAUAUUGGCGUUGACGUUGUCAAUGCGUAUUGCACUCACAAUGCGUACGCCAAUAAGGUGGCUGCGCAGCGGUUGCAGGACCAUCCCGACAGCGCCAUCUCUCGGAUCCCUUGGCUCCCCUGUGUGGCCCAUUGCUUGAGUCUACUCCUUCGAGACAUCACGUGCUUCCAGUGGGUGCGCCCUAUUUUGAAGAACACACACAAGGUUGUGAUGUUCUUCAAGAACAUUCAGAAGGCCCUCACGUAUCAUCGCUCCUUUAAGGGCCGAGGGCAGCUAGAGCUGAUCCGACCAUGUGACACACGGUUCGGGUCGGCAUUCCAGAUGGUGGAGCGCCUUACCGAUCAGGAGCGCAUAUUGAGGGAUGUUGUGGGCAGUGUGAGAUGGCGCUCCACCCCAUGGAAGGGGAAGGCAGCCCAGGAUGAGCGCCCCGUUCGACAGCUUGUGAUGUCCGACUUGUUUUGGGAGAGUGCGCACCGCGUACAGGAUGUCAUGCAGCCGGCGUAUAGUCUGUUGCGUGACAUGGAUAGGGACGGUUCUUCCCCCCCCACCCUGUGGGGGUUUGUGGACAGGAUCAGACAGCGAGUUCGCGACACUGGUCUUUCUGAGGAGGAGGAGACAGAGAUUUUGGACAGGGUGGAGUACCGUUGCAGCAUGAUGCGGCAGCCAGCGCAUGCGCUCGCAUACCUGGUGGACCCGCGACGACGAGAUGUGUCUUUGUUGGCGGAUACUGGCAGCACGGUUGUGCAGAGUGCGCUGGAUCAUUUAUCCAGGUUCACUAUCGAUGGCCGGGGGUCAGAGGAGCACGACAAGUUGUGGUUCGCUUUGUACUUGUUCCACCAUGAUGAUCCCCACGCGAGCCCCAGGCCAAAAUGGUGGACGAACGACAAGGUGAAGGCGGACGCGGGGAGGAUGCACCCCGCGUAUUGGUGGUAUCCGCAUGGUGGCGACUUCCCGCGUUUGCGGGAAGUUGCCAUCAAGGUGCUCGCUAUGUGGUCCACUGCCUCUCCUUGCGAGAGGAAUUGGGCCUCGCACGACUUCAUUCACUCGAAGAGGCGCAAUAAACUCUCGAGUGACAGUCUGCGGAAGGUCGUGUUCAUCCAUUGGAACAUGCAGCUUCUGCGAGCUCAGUCGGGUCCCCGGAGGGGUUUCGUGGAUGUUUGGGAGGAUAUGGUGGAGGAUCCGCCGGAGCCGCAGGUCKGCGCUGCCUCUGAGGAGGUGUAUGACGACAGCAUGACGAUCCCUGAGGAGGUGGAGGCAGAGAUUCGUAGUCGGCGCAAGGAGGGGGGGGAUCGUGCUAGUGUACGACUGUUGCAGGGGAGGGACUACGAGGAUGAGGACGAGGAGGACGUCAUUUACCAGGCGGAUGACGUCUGGGAGGGGAAGGACAUGACCGAGGAGAUUGCGGCAGCAGGGAAGGGGAAAAAGGUAGUGCGUGAUGAUCCUCUCGUCUCUCGUGUUUGGGACAGAUGGGGGGGCCUUGACAUUGUGGAUGACCUGGACGGCUACCUGCACGGCUCCAGACACACCCUUCAUAUGAUGAAGGACAUUCACGAGUGUCGCAGACCGAAUGAGGGGAGUGCAGAGGUUCAGCAGGACCGUCGUGUGGAUACGGGCUUUCGUGCGACCACCUUCGACGGUGAGGCAGGCUCUAGUGCAGCUACCACAGAGGUAGGAUCGACACUCACGGCGGAGGUGGUAGCCCCACCCCCCCCUGCUUCAUCGUUUGGUAUGCCAUUUGUUGUUGGGACAGGAGCGGAGCAUUGUGAUGCCCCUGUCCCGGGUCGUGUAGCACAACAGCCAUGUCCCGCCGUUGAGGAGCAGGGGAGCGCUCCUGUUCCUGAGGAGCAGGGGAGCRCUCCUGUUAYCGASGAGCGUGUGACACAUGCCACUGUUUUAGAGGAGCCGCAUCCCGUUGUCGAGGAUCAGGUGACAGGUAUUGUGCAGCAGGAGGGAGCUGUUACGGAUGAGGGGGGCCACGAGACAGACAUAGAGCCCCCUUCCACGGACGAGGAGGUUGCUCCCACAUCGGCAGAGGCCCCUCGUACGUUAGAGAGCACGGAGCCGCACACAGCGACGACGACGACGACGACGCUUGGAGGGAGUCCUGGAGCUGGGAUGACUUCCGCUGCACUUCGGCAUGUGUCAUUCUAUACCGCUCCUCCGCUGCCUGUCUUACAUGGUCGUACUGUGGUUCGCGGACCCGGCUUGACUCUUCCCCCUCGUACAUCGUCUCCUACUGCCACGACGCCUGUUGGGCAGUUGUCGUCAUCCAUGAGCAUAGCGGCACAGCAUUCGCAGGGCAGUCGAGGUGUUCCAUCGGUGGCCCCAGUGGCUCGCAGUCAUUCGGAUCCUGUGUGCAGUGGACCGGUCGUUUCAGUUGCGGUUCCUCCACUCCCUACGCGAGUGUCGUCUGCCAUUGUUGACAACACUUCGACGAGAGGGAGGAAGAGGAAGGUCCCUGACACACGUGGGCGAGAGCUGCCACAGAGACCUGCAGUGCAGGGUAGACCACGCGGGUGCCCCCCAGGGGGUCGAUCGGGGAGGGGUAGAGGGAGACAGGGCGCCGCAGGAGCAACAGAGAGGUUGUUGGGAUCGCUCGGUGCUAUAGGGGGCGGGUCACUAUCGCCCAUAUCCAUGCAUGGAGUGAGGACUCGUUCUCGUGGUGCUGCGGACAGGACGAGGCGUGUCGAGGUUCAGGAGGAUGACGACGAUGAUGAGCAAGGCAGCGGUGACGGGUCGGAGAGCGAGUACGAGGCUCCGUCACACUCCUCAGAUGAUAACGAUGACGCAGAUACUGGAGGGGACGCUGUUGAUGCCCAGUAGGCUUACGAGGUCACGAUGGUCCAGGACUGUUGCUGCAGAGAGAGAGAGAGAGAGAAAGAGAGAGAGAGAGAGAGAGAGGCAUGUGUGUGUGUGUGUGUGUGUGUGCGUGUGCGUGCACGCGUUUGUGUGAGAGAGAGAGGUAGGUGUGUAUGUGAGAGAUAGAGGUAGGUUUGUGUGUUUGUGAGACAUACAGGUAGGUGUGUGUGAGAGAGAGAUAGAGAUAGGUGUGUGUGUGUUUGUGAGAGAGAGAGGGGCACACAUAACUUGCACUUAGAAUCUUGUGUAUGAGAACA
Molecule: messenger RNA, 4344 nt
Organism: Chara braunii
Lineage: Eukaryota; Viridiplantae; Streptophyta; Charophyceae; Charales; Characeae
Source: the annotation of a GenBank genome assembly